Molecule: messenger RNA, 2112 nt
Organism: Kwoniella botswanensis
Lineage: Eukaryota; Fungi; Basidiomycota; Tremellomycetes; Tremellales; Cryptococcaceae
Exons: 5
Coding region: 1-2112 (703 amino acids)
Biological process (GO): meiotic chromosome segregation
Cellular component (GO): nucleus; chromosome, centromeric region
Source: RefSeq, a predicted model, not a curated record
AUGGCUCAACGACAGGGAAGAAGGUCAUUAGGUCUCGCACCUUUACCUGGAUUACCUAGCAAGGUAGAUAACGGGUUGACCGAAGCUCAAAAGUUUGAAGACUUUCGUCGCAGACAUAGCAAGCAGAAUAAAGAUAUCAUCCUAGAUAACGUAUCUCGUAAAUCGAUGAUCAAAGGCUUACAAGAUGAUAUCGCUGCGUUACAUACGGAAUUACUCGAAGUCAGACAGGCCAACUUGAUCUUACAAGCGAAGAUCAAAAGAGUACAGAAAGAUGCGAAUAAGAAUAUUCUUGGUGGAAAUGGAUCACAAGUUUUCGAAGCGCUCAAUCAACUCAUAUCUGCAUUCCCCGCUCUAGAACAAUUACGAGACAAUCUGUCGACUACAACAGCCCUGCAGGAAGAUGAAGAUGGAAGUCAGAGGAAGGGAAAAGGGGGUAUGGGGAAUGGUUGGGUAGUGGAGAAUACGUAUGCAACUCGACCUGCUGAAGUGGCAAGGCAGAAUCAUGGAUUGUGGUCUUUAGUGGAAGCUAGUGAGAAUGGAAGUGAGAGCGAGAGGGAGCAGCAGGAUUCUAGGAAAUCGAAAGUGAAACAGAAAGCUCGUCAUACGGGUGUAGGAUCAAUAGCCAACUCACGUUCACCUCGACGGUCCACUCAAAGUCCCAUAGUGACAUAUGUCGAAAUCAACUCCCCUUCACCCUCAUCGUCCAGAAAGUCCGUAUCGCCCAGUCCCAGAAAAGCCAAACAGCAUAUUGUCGGAGAGAAGAAACAACGUAGGAGACGAGAAAGCGGAUUAAUCACCAUCCCACCGAAAUCACCCUCACCGUCACCAUCACCCAAUCCACUUAUGCAUGAAGACGUGGGAGAAGCAUCGGAAUGGGAGGAAGGUAAAGCGAUAGAGCUAUCGCCGUCUGAUACCAACCUUAACGAAGAUGUCUCAAUGCCUCAAGAUAUACUUAAUUUAGCUCCAAGCGCAACUGGGUCUGGGUCUGGGUUGAGGGAGGUAGAGUUGAUGGAUACCAUAAGGGAAGUGAGCAGUUCAGAUAGCGGUUCAGGAUCCUCCUCGUCCCGUCAAAGACCUUCGACUGGCUUACCUGUACCUUCGGAAGAGUUGGGUAACGUGGAACAAGAAGGAGGUAUAGGGAGAGGUAGGAGAUCCAGGUCUAGUGUGAACUAUAAAGAACCAAGUUUGAGCAAGAAAAUGCGUAAACCAGAUGGAAUAUCCACUGAAGAAGUCUUAUUAUCCACCAACAAACCGCCUUCACGAAAAUCACUCAUACCGAAUCCAAGUUCUAUACUUCCUCCUCCUUCCACUUCGUCUCUUCGACCCAGUACACCACGUAGAAAACCUUCUUCUUCGUCCUCGACAUCGACGUCGGAAUCUCCUUUAUCACCUGUGCCGGCAUCUUUUGAAGUCAGUCAAUCUAGAAAUACGUUAGGCCUGGCUAAACGUAACGACAUGAGAAGGGAAUCUACACUACCUAAUCCCGCUAAUCAGAAAAUACCAAUAGAAGGAGAAAAUAAAGAUGAAGAGAAUGAUGUGGAUGAUUUAGUUGAUUUGCAACUUGAGUCCGAAUUGGGAUUGGGAUAUCAAGAUGAUUUGGAUAAUGUUCAACUCCGAACCGAGAAAUUAAUAUUGAACAGUCCAUCUAAACUCAAACCAUCAUCAGUAUCAACGAAGAAGAACGGUCGAAAAGAUAUAACGCCUCCGAAUCUACCGAACUCAGCAGACAAUAAUCUACCAUUACCAAAACGAACUUCCUCGUUGUCGAGUACGAGUAGAUCGACAUCUUUUAGACCUACUUCCGUAACUAUCGCUUCCAAGGACUUUUCCGGAUUAGGGCUAGGUAGACCUAUCAUGCCUUCUUUUAAUACUGGCUCGAACAUCGCAGGACGCCGAAAUAUCACACCUAUGCCUACGUCCCAUGCUAGACUUUCAGUUGAUUCGAGCAGGAGGAAGACGGAACAGGAGAUUCAAAUUUUGGCUGAAGGCGAUAAUGUUAACAUCCCUACUACCACGAGCUCUACAACAACCAGGAAGGUUUCAGGAGGUGAUACGUUGAGUAAGAGAGGUACGAUGUCAACUACGAGAAGAAGGAUCAGCGCAGCUGUAUGA